UUAGAUGUGUUAAAGUAUUUGACCCGUUUGGACUGUCCAGUUCUGCUCCUGCAGUUACUAAUAUGUUCUAUUAUCCAGACGCAAGUUAUUAUUAGUGUUUUUUUUUCGAAAGGUGUUUGAAAUGACCGACUAAAUUACAUUCAUAUAAAUAAAUUAGGUCUACUGGAUAAUACUGUUUCAAUCGAAGAUGUUGUCGUCCUUAAGACAAGCUUUAUCAUCUGUGGCAAGACAAAAUUCACGUUUGUUACACCGAUCUACUGCAGCGAACAGUGGUGCAAUUUUUAACCAUGUUGAUACUCCUGAAAACAACGCUAACACUCCAUUUGAUUUUACCAAGAAAAAUUAUGAAAGAAUAGAGGCAAUAAAGGCAAACUACCCCGAAGGCCACAAAGUAGCAGCUGUCAUGCCCAUCUUGGAUCUAGCCCAACGUCAACAUGGUUGGCUCCCAAUAUCUGCGAUGAACAAAGUAGCAGAGUUGUUAGAUGUCCCACCUAUGCGUGUUUAUGAAGUUGCUACAUUCUACACCAUGUACAACAGGAACCCAAUUGGUAAAUACCAUCUUCAACUAUGCACAACUACUCCAUGUAUGCUGUGUGGCUCUGAUGGAAUCCUUGAAGUAAUUCAAAAGAAAUUGGGAAUAAAAGUUGGAGAGACCACCAAAGAUGGCUUGUUUACACUCAUGGAGGCGGAAUGCUUGGGUGCUUGCGUCAAUGCUCCGAUGAUACAAAUAAAUGACAUGUAUUAUGAAGAUUUAAAACCAUCUGACAUGGAGGAAAUAUUGGAUGACCUUACCAAUGGAAGAGAACCAAAACCUGGUCCAAGAAGUGAAAGGUUUGCCUGCGAACCACUAGGAGGUCUCACAUCCCUCACAGAACCUCCUACUGGUCCUGGGUUCGGAAUUCGCACUGAUCUGUGAUGUCAUAACAUACAUUGUGAUGUCAUAGUUUAAGGAACUUAUCCUGUGUGUUUUGACUCUUUCUACAAUUCCCCCUUUCUUUGUGCUCCAAAAUUUUGGCGAAAUAAAUUUAUUUAUGAUGAAAA
Molecule: messenger RNA, 1041 nt
Organism: Ciona intestinalis (vase tunicate)
Lineage: Eukaryota; Metazoa; Chordata; Ascidiacea; Phlebobranchia; Cionidae
Source: RefSeq, a predicted model, not a curated record